Molecule: messenger RNA, 4616 nt
Organism: Physcomitrium patens
Lineage: Eukaryota; Viridiplantae; Streptophyta; Bryopsida; Funariales; Funariaceae
Biological process (GO): regulation of DNA-templated transcription
Molecular function (GO): DNA-binding transcription factor activity; DNA binding
Source: RefSeq, a predicted model, not a curated record
UCAAGGUAAUGUUCCUAUGAGAGAUAUUAACUUGCAGAAAUCGACUAUUAUUCCAGAGUCUAGUUAGAUGCAAUUGACUGAGUAGGCAAGGUGCCGAUGGCACCAUACUUGCCGAGUGGACAGUUACUGAAUAUCGGGCCAAGUACCCCGUUCACGCCACUGUCAGACUCAUUCUACGUCAAGGCUACAAGCAAAUGGUCUGUCAUGUUCAAACGAUUUUCACAAGUACCUUACAGCCACAUGACUAUUCCGAUGCGUUAAGAGUCUUACUUCUGCAGCGCUCGUUGUACCCUGUACUUUCCCACUCUCGAGAGUAUCAUAUGUAAUAUAUACCUGCCCAUGCCAUGACCAUUGCCAGAUUUUUCCACUGGUUCUUGCAAGUACCACGCAUUCUAAUGCAGUGCAGUCGAAUUAUUUGACUAUCAUAACCUUGGCGGAAUUAGUAGAAGAGAGAGAGAGAGAGAGAGAGAGAGAGAGAGGGUGGCCAACGAAAGGAUCGAUUUACCAGAGAGAGAGAGAGACGGAGGGUGGAUGCAAGCGUGAGAGGCCGUCGAGGAGGGAGGUUGACUAGUAGUCGCUGGUGGGAGCGGGAGGCUACGAUUGCUUGUAGUGAGAUGGGGCGAGAGAAAGGAGUGCUUUUGGGGGUGGGGUUGGGCUGAUAGAUGCAGCUUUUUCAAUGAACUUGCAUGUGGGACGCAAGUCGAGGCGCGCUCUCUACCAUCGGUGCCAUCCCCAGAAGGUACUUACAAUCUCUUUGUCUGCCUGCCUGCUGCUCAUUGCUUCUCAGCAAAGUACCCUCCCGGACGAUCUUUGGUUGACGACGUUGUUGGAGCCAGGAACAAAAAGCCUGGUCCAGGGUUGGAUUCCUUCUAGGAAGAUCAAGACGCCUUGUACUCGCUCACCGUGCAAGCAUCUCUGAAUUGCGCCGGUAAAGGGUGAGGGAACGGCCUUGAAAAUCCGCUCUAUCCAUGUCAAAUUUAUCACGAAGCACACAGAUGUUGCGACGUGUACUUGGAUCCCAAGCAAGUGCAGUGAGGGAGAAACCAAUCCGGGAGGCGUUUCUGACCAGAUAUCCAUCGCUUGGGGGUAGACUUUUCAACAGCCAGCCUCGGUUGCUUUGGCUCGCAGCUUGAUCAGUAGCCUGUAGCAGUUCUAGCCGCACAUUGCUCUUUUGCGUGUUUGCUUGUAGCUCGGAGAAGCAGGAAGCCCGCGUCAAUAGAAAUCCUUGCAACUGUUACAAUCGUUCCUGUCGUACCACUCAUCGUAAACAGCUUAAGAAGAAGUCUUAAUAAGAAGAGUGCGCUAGUCAUCGUGACGCUUUAGGCAGUAAGGUCUCAAUCUUGAUUACGAUUGUGACAUGCGAGAAGAUGAAUCAAGCACUAUGAGGAACGUAGAAGGUAGCGAGCACAAAGGAUUCUACUCCAGGUGGAUCCGAGCAGUGAUUGAGAGGUAUCAACUUAUUCAGCACAUACUGUAAAGAAAUAAGCGAAGUUCCAGAACACAACGAUUUCGUGCACAGACUCGGCCAUCUGUAGUUUGUAUGCAGAUGUAGAUUAUACACAGUGCAAAGAUUAAUCGUGCGAGUUGUGGAGCACAAUCUAUAGAGCCAUGUCAUCAGGGUCCAAUGCAUCACGAAAGCCGAGUGUAACGUCCACGUUGUUCAAAGCGUCGAGUAGGUUCCUCCAUGGCAGUACGGGGAAUGGACAAGCUGCUGGAGGGAAGAGUAUGAAGAGACAGAGAGCAGGUGCCUCGAUAGAUAAAGAGGUGCUCAGCGCAGAGAGCAACAACACCCCAGACACAGCGUUGGACGACCACAAGGACACCUCUGGGGGAGCUAAAAGCAAGAAAAGGUUCGUGGGCGUGAGACAGCGACCAUCUGGGAGAUGGGUUGCCGAAAUCAAAGACACCACACAAAAGAUUCGUUUGUGGCUGGGGACAUUUGAUUCCGCAGAGGAGGGAGCGAAGGCAUAUGAUAGUGCUGCAAGAGCUUUAAGAGGGGCUAACACCCGCACAAAUUUCGUGCCCGGUAUGGCAUGUGAGAGCACGGUUCCUGCUUCAAAAGCAACUCGCCUCAUUCGCCUUAGGCAAAUAGCGGCAGCUUCAAAAGCCAGCGAGAAAGAGGCUCGAAAUGUCACUCAAUCACCGGAGCCAAAAGACCAUCUCCGGAGGAGCCAGGACGAUAGCAAAGACCAGGUGAUUUCUCCUCUGGUGAGACAGGAUUUUCAGCACUCCAGCAAUCCACGUACUGCUGUAGAUGAUACUCCUCCCCACCUUCCUUCGUCCCCGCCUAAACCUGCUCGUCUGAUUGGCCGCAGACACAAUGCACCAUUAACAUCUGCAAAAGCAGAUCAGGAAGAUGUUGCUCCUAAUCCUACCGAUAAUGAUCGAAGCGCAGUGGACAGAGGCCCCAAGCUUGAGGUGGGUAGCUUCCCCUCUCCCGAUCGCUCCCCUCCGAAGCUGGAACCUCAGCAGUCAAUCAUAUCUGAAAACCCCUCCAAUGCGAAGAAUCAGAGACUUAUUGCAUCCCUGCAAGACUCUUCUCCCACUCUUCUUCGUCUUAGUCUUCCCUCGUGCAGUAUCCCUCAAGAUUGCAUACAACCACAAAAUCUGGCUGAUGGAGAGGCACAAUUGGUGAGCAGUGGUUUAUCGGAAGUUGCAGUUACGAACGUCAAGUUCAGCAAGCAAACCCAUUACUCAACGCAAAGAGCAGAAGAGUGGCAUGGAUCUUCGCCAUUUGAGAGCUUCUCCACUCUCCCAGUUGACAACUUCGUACCUCAAUCUCCAAAUCCCUUUCUUAUCGUACCAUUAGAAGCGUCGAGACAACAGUUUAGAACAGAUCAUAAUAUGUCUGGACUUGUGGGGUGCUCCCACCAUGAUGCUUCUUCCCAGCAACAACUUUCGUGCUCUACCAACAGGGAUCACGUAAGCAUAUAUCAAUCUGAGAGGUAUGGAGACCUCGAUCCCGGGAUGAGCAACAACAAUGCGAUCCUGGACAGACAGAGGAGCUUGAGGAGCAUCGCUCAACACUUAAACUCAGACGAUGCCAUGACUCUGGAUGCUGCCAAAUGCAUGAUGGAGCCAAAAUGUUGUGAACCUCUGGCUUCGUCGGUCCCUAAAGGACAGAUGGACUACACAAACACUGAGAUGUAUGGCACGGAGUCGGAGAAAAGAUCACCCGAGAUCUGCGAUCUUAGAGAAAAAGGAUUUUCAAACCUUCAUGGCCCUGACAUUCCAUGGCAGGAUUACAUCUGGGGAGACACGACAGGCAUGGAGUCCGGGUUGCUAGGGUUAGACCUAAGCUGUGAAAGCUCGGGAGUGUACAACUCCACGUUCGAUUUCACUGAAACCAUUGAAAGAGAUUCCUGCACAAGUGUGGUGGAAGAGCAUCUGUCUGACAACAGCGACUUCAUGCUCCGGGUGCAGUUCGACAGUUCGCCUUGUACAUCCGACAGUUUUCAAGAAUGCGUGCUGCUAACCCAACCGGACUAUUGCAUGUCGCCACACGAGUCAAGUCUACGCGGUCUCCCUUUGUCCCCUCCCGACACGCAUCUCUCUAACUCGUCGCCGUCGCUUUGGAGGGUGAACGAUACGAGCACAUGGGAUGGUCAAUCCAGCGGCAGCACGGAAACCACCACAACUACAGACCUGAAAACGGAUGGCGAUGGCGCUGGCGAGUGCACAAGCCAAGACCACGAAGCCCUAUGGAGCUCCAUGGACCUUCCUCCACUCUGCAUGGUUGCGUAAGAUGAUCUUCAACCUAGUUUGUGUAACUUAGAGUGUGAAUUUUGGUGUCAAGAACUGGGUACAAGUCUUGACCAUGCGACAGAAAAAGAUUUCAACUACUAAUCAGGUGAGCAGAAGAUUAGUGACAUCGAGAUCCGCAGCAGCGAGAGAGAAUCCUGUGAGUUGCUCUCUAUCUUACCUUGACAAGGUACUGCUUCUUCAAGUGCGAAGCAUUGUAAGUCGCUGAUACAGCUGGUUGGACUAAAUAACAGGAAAUCAUUGGAACCAUAGACUUUAGCAAAUCAUUCUCUGGCUCCGAAUGAUGUCAAGAAUCCGAGGUCACAAGUCCAGCUUACGGUUAGUGUGUCGCGUCUUUUUCCACGUCGGAGUGAGGAACUGCAGAGAAAGAAUCACCUUGUUGGCGAUAGAUUGCUUGGUGCAAAAUACAUGUCAUCGAAAAGUCUUAGGGUUGUGGCAGGCUGAUGUUUUGUAACUUCCAGGCAGUCAGACCAUGUAAAAAUUGCACCUGGAGAUUGAAAGUGAGGUUUGUGAGGAUACAAUCGAUUAAAGACAUUUUCAGAUGGCGGGCAUUUAUCUCCCUGCGAAAUGUUCGUACGACUGGGAGAUGUAGCAGACCAAUGCUCCAGGGCGAAAAGGUCCCAUCUCAUUAUGUCAGGGAUCAAGUACAGUAGUCACAGAUCUUUGGCGAUUAAUCUACCGACACUCACGUUGAUCAAAUAGUUUGCGCACAAGCGUGUGUGUAAAUCUGGAUACAUACCUGCAGGUUGCUUCUGUAGCCGUGUAGAAUGCGUAGCCUCCCGACGAUUGAAAUAACUGUAACGAUCUCUUUUAAAUGUCGACGCAUCGACAUACUCAAUCCUUGCCUUCAUGAA